UGUAGUCGGGGACGCGCGGGGGAGGGGAGCGGUCACGUGGGCAGGCGGCGGCGCGACUAUCGGCUCUGGGCGCUCAGGGCCGCGGCCUCUGGCGACCCCUGUCCCUGCCCCUUACCGGCAACCACAGUCCCGUGAGCUGCCGUCAGGUACGCCCUCGUCAGGUGGCCCCGGACGCGCCAGGCUGGGGCCGCCUCUGAGCGCCCCGCGGGGCCAUGGACGUGGAGACAGCAGAGGAGCAGGGGGGCCCUGCGCCCCCGUCAGGUGCACCCUGCGGACCUUGUUCCGCCCGGCGGGAGCCCAAGAAGUACGCAGUGACCGAUGACUACCAGUUGUCCAAGCAGGUGCUGGGCUUGGGUGUGAACGGCAAGGUGCUGGAGUGCUUCCACCGGCGCACUGGGCAGAAGUGUGCCCUGAAGCUCCUGUACGACAGCCCCAAGGCCCGGCAGGAGGUGGACCACCACUGGCAGGCCUCUGGUGGCCCCCACAUCGUGCGCAUCCUGGAUGUUUAUGAGAAUAUGCAUCACAGCAAACGCUGUCUCCUCAUCGUCAUGGAAUGCAUGGAAGGUGGUGAGUUGUUCAGCAGGAUUCAGGAGCGUGGUGACCAGGCUUUCACUGAAAGAGAAGCCGCAGAGAUCAUGCGAGAUAUUGGCACUGCCAUCCAGUUUCUGCACAGCCGGAACAUCGCCCACCGAGAUGUUAAGCCUGAAAACCUGCUCUACACGUCCAAGGAUAAAGAUGCGGUGCUGAAGCUCACGGACUUUGGCUUUGCCAAAGAGACCACCCAGAAUGCCCUGCAAACUCCAUGUUACACUCCCUACUAUGUGGCUCCUGAGGUUCUGGGUCCAGAGAAGUAUGACAAGUCAUGUGACAUGUGGUCCCUGGGCGUCAUCAUGUACAUCCUCCUGUGCGGCUUCCCGCCCUUCUACUCCAACACGGGCCAGGCCAUCUCCCCGGGGAUGAAGAGGAGGAUCCGCCUGGGCCAGUAUGGCUUCCCCAGCCCUGAGUGGUCCGAGGUCUCCGAGGAUGCCAAGCAGCUGAUCCGCCUCCUGCUGAAGACGGACCCCACCGAGAGGCUGACCAUCACACAAUUCAUGAACCAUCCCUGGAUCAACCAAUCGAUGGUGGUGCCCCAGACUCCACUCCACACGGCCCGAGUGCUGCAGGAGGACAGAGACCACUGGGAUGAAGUCAAGGAGGAAAUGACCAGUGCCUUGGCAACCAUGCGGGUGGACUAUGACCAGGUGAAGAUCAAGGACCUGAAGACCUCUAACAACCGGCUCCUCAACAAGCGGAGGAAGAAGCAGGCAGGCAGCUCCUCGGGCUCACAGGGCUGCAACAAUCAGUAGCUCCUGCGACCUUGGGGGAGCCAGAGGACACACUGGAGUGGGCUGAAGCCCUGACCUGGAGGGCUCAGGGCCCUGUUUUUUUAACAAAAGAGUUGUUUGUGCUGUGUUGCAAUUUGUCACUUGGAACUUCGGGAUGGGGGAACAUGACCCCAAGUCCUUCAGAAUCGCAUCCCGGGGUCAGGCCCUAGAGAAGGGCCACAACCUGGGCCCCAGGGAGCCAUGUGCUGCAGCUCCAGUGCCUUUGAUCACGGCGGCCUGAAUGCCCUGUGGCUGCAUCCUGCUCAGGGCCUGGCCUUAGAGUUUUAGGCCCCUCGGCAUUGUGGUUGGUCUUCCCUCCUGUGAAAAAAGCUCCCCAGAGGGUGGGCAGAUGGGCCUGGCCUUGGGAAAGGCAUCUGGCCACUGGUUGUCAUGGCGACCAGGGACAGAGUUGCCAGUCUCGAAUGCUGAGUGAGUGAGCAAGGGAGGGAGGGGGGCAAUUGAGGGUCUGCCUGUCUUCUUGGGGAGGAUGCUCUCCUUGUGCCACUCACCCCUCUCAGACUCCCCUCCACCCUUCCGUCUUUGGUCUCCCUGAAGUGUCAGGGUCAGUCUGCCUGGCUCCCUGGGUGGUCCAGCGCUGUGUUGCUGCAACCCAUCCCACAGGGCCCUUGGAAGUCUCCUUCCACAGAGUGCCUGAGCCUAGCCAUCCUGUUACGACACCCCCCCACCCCAUCCAGAGUGGCCUCUCAUCUCAGUGAGGGGUUUGGGGGGGCAGAUGUUUUUAACCCUUUUUUUACUUUGGAAAAUGUCACUGUGACAAAAGCCAGUACAGUUACCCUGCCCCCACCUGCUCAUCGGAUCCCAGGCAGGAAAGCCUGUGCUUAAGGGUUCACCCCCUACUCUGUCCUGGUUGAUGACAGGGCUUGUCUCCUGGUGUACUUUUGUGAGAGUGGAUGGCUGGAGGCAGGGCUAAGGGGCUCCCCCUUAAUCCAGGGCCUCUUUCUGUAAUUUGGGUCAGACUCAAGGUAGUGGAGGGCUGCUGUUUAGAGGGUCUGGUCCUUUCUUUUUUGCCUGAGUCGGAGCAGACAGGGCCCCUCCCUCGCUGCUCCAGGCCCACACUUCCCUGGGAGUCUCAGGAUGCUGAAUGCCUGAUAUGGGCCUGGCCAGUGCCUGGCCCCAGCCUGCUUCCCGGUUCCUCACCCUUCUCUCACUGGCUGGGAAACCCUAGACCAUGUCAGGGAGGACAACACUGCUGGGUUCUAUAUCCAGGUAUUAAUAAACAGCAUUUUGGCAUUUU
Molecule: messenger RNA, 2619 nt
Organism: Bubalus bubalis (water buffalo)
Lineage: Eukaryota; Metazoa; Chordata; Mammalia; Artiodactyla; Bovidae
Gene: MAPKAPK3
Product: MAPK activated protein kinase 3
Exons: 11
Coding region: 213-1346 (377 amino acids)
Biological process (GO): intracellular signal transduction; peptidyl-serine phosphorylation; toll-like receptor signaling pathway
Cellular component (GO): cytoplasm; nucleus
Molecular function (GO): calcium/calmodulin-dependent protein kinase activity; mitogen-activated protein kinase binding; calcium-dependent protein serine/threonine kinase activity
Source: RefSeq, a predicted model, not a curated record